Molecule: messenger RNA, 1466 nt
Organism: Gastrolobium bilobum
Lineage: Eukaryota; Viridiplantae; Streptophyta; Magnoliopsida; Fabales; Fabaceae
Product: ribonucleoside-diphosphate reductase small chain A
Exons: 9
Coding region: 101-1135 (344 amino acids)
Biological process (GO): deoxyribonucleotide biosynthetic process
Molecular function (GO): oxidoreductase activity
Source: RefSeq, a predicted model, not a curated record
UCGUUAUCGCGGGUUUCCCUGUCAGCAACUUGAAUCGUUGUGUUUCCUGAUAAGGGUUUUUUAUAGGGUUUACUCUUAUCAUUCCUUCCAUCCAAUAACAAUGGGGUCUUUGGAGAAUGGAGCACACAAAGCAAGGGAACUUGGACAACAGGAAUUGGAACAAGAACCCAUACUAAUGGAACAAACCCAGAGGUUUUGUAUGUUCCCCAUUCGCCACAGGCAAGUUUGGGAGAUGUACAAAAAGGCUGAAGCCAGUUUCUGGACCGCUGAAGAGGUUGAUCUCUCCUAUGACGUACAACAUUGGGAAACCUUGUCUGUCUCUGAGAAGCACUUUAUAACACAUGUCCUCGCUUUUUUCGCUGCAUCUGAUGGAAUUGUCUUGGAGAAUUUGGCUGCAAGGUUUCUCAACGAUGUUCAAAUUCCUGAGGCUCGAGCAUUCUAUGGGUUUCAGAUAGCAAUGGAGAAUAUUCAUUCUGAGAUGUACAGCUUGCUAUUGGAGACAUAUAUUAAAGAUUCAAGAGAGAAACAUAGAUUAUUCAAUGCAAUUGAAAAUCUUCCUUGUGUUGCGAGGAAGGCUGAGUGGGCAUUGAAUUGGAUUCAUAGUUCCACUUCAUUUGCGGAGAGACUUGUUGCUUUUGCAUGUAUUGAAGGAAUAUUUUUCUCAGGAAGCUUCUGUGCCAUAUUUUGGCUUAAAAAGAGAGGAUUGAUGCCAGGUUUGACAUUCUCAAAUGAGUUAAUCUCUAGAGAUGAGGGCCUUCAUUGUGAUUUUGCUUGCCUUCUGUACAGCUUGUUACGGAAGCAACUAGAUUCUGAGCGGGUUUAUAACCUUGUACAUGAAGCAGUUGAAAUUGAAACUGAGUUUGUGUGUGAGGCACUUCCUUGUGCGUUGAUUGGUAUGAACUCAACGCUCAUGAGCCAGUACAUAAAAUUUGUUGCUGACAGGCUAUUGGUUGCCUUGGGGUACCAAAAAAAGUACAAUGUGGAAAAUCCCUUUGAUUGGAUGGAGUUUAUUUCUUUGCAAGGAAAGGCAAACUUUUUUGAGAGAAGGGUUGGUGAUUAUCAGAAGGCAUCUGUGAUGUCAAGCCUCCAAGAUGCUGAGAAGAACUUUGUUUUCAAACUUGAUGAGGACUUCUAAUCAUAUGAUUGUUCCGUCACAGCUUCAAGUAUUAUGAGGAUAUUGAAUUGGGCAUCAAAAUUUUUGAACGUGCUUAGUCUACACAAUAUAAGUGAUUCCUAGCUGGCAUCUUCACUUCAAUCAGCGCACUUGUAUAUUAUUUUUCAUUCUGUAGUUCGAAGGCAUGUAAUAUUUUUUAUGGUUGCCAAAACGGCCAAGUUACUUUCUCUUAUAAGGACUCCGUUAAUGUGGAGCAGCCAUAAAUAAUGUAUACACAAUAAUUUUUAUAGCACCAUCUCCCUCUCUGUUUUGAAUGGGAGGUAAAUUGCAUUAGCACUUGAUUUGCUGGCUU